Tigriopus californicus is the source of this 3181-nucleotide messenger RNA. It is a transcript of the gene Vps39, whose product is annotated as vam6/Vps39-like protein. The record is from RefSeq and is a predicted model, not a curated record. Gene Ontology annotation, cellular component: membrane; cytoplasm. Gene Ontology annotation, biological process: autophagy; vesicle-mediated transport; intracellular protein transport. The transcript has a single exon. The coding region runs from base 167 to 2938 and encodes 923 amino acids. NCBI's taxonomy places the organism in Eukaryota, Metazoa, Arthropoda, Copepoda, Harpacticoida, Harpacticidae.
GCAAACCAAACCAAAACAUCAACAUCAGCUUCCAAAAUCAGGAAUUCUUCCCCCGAGUUCAGGCAACGCCUUCCUUCAUCCAUCGCCCGGAUCGAGUUGUGACCCCGAAGACCCAUCUCAGCCUAGCACUCUUAGCCCCCGCCCUCUCAGUGGGCUGGAUGUGCUCAUGAAGGCCAUCAUGCCUGCCCCCAAUUCGGUCGAGCCCUCGGCGGUGACGCCCUCCAUGGUGCACACGGCCUACAUCCCGUGUCCACUCUUGAGGCUGCCCCUCAACAUUGAAUGCAUUCUGGCCUAUGACGAUUACCUUCUGGUGGGCACCAAGCAAGGUCAUCUGCUCAUGUACCACGUCUUUCCCGCACCACCCGUUCGUAACGGCUCCACCCCGGGCCCCACUUUGGCCGCCCACGGGUCGCCCCCGCUCUCUUCAAGCAACGGCAUGGGGCUAGCCCCACCCUCCGGCACGCCCGAGAACAACUCGACCAACCCGGAACCGGUUUGGAGUGUCCAAUUGAUGCGAACCAAUAAGUUUUUCAGCAAGAAGACCAUCGUUCAAUUAGCCGCAGUGCCGGAAUACUCGAUUUUGGUGGCCUUAGCCGAUGGGAUCAUUUCCGUGCACGAUUUGGAUCUGGCUGUGACCAACUUCCCGGCCAUUUGCUCGGUCAGUCGGACUAAAGGCGCGAGUGCUUUCACUAUGUCGUUGGUCAAGAGUCAAUCGUUAACGGGUGAGACGUCCGUGGCGGUACGGGUGGCCGUGGCCGUGCGGAAGAAGGUCCAGUUUUAUUAUUGGAAGAACCGCAAGUUUCAUGAGCUCUUUCCCGAUGUGAGCUUAAAUGACACGCCCAAAACGCUGGCCUGGGUUCGGGAUUCGGUAUGUCUGGGCUUUAAGAGCGAUUAUAAACUGAUCAAAAUGAACGAAAAGCAAGCCGUCGUCGAUCUUUUCCCGACGGGUAAGAAUCAAGAGCCUCGAAUCACGCUCAUCAAUCAGGACGAGUUCGCACUCAGUCAGGACGAGCGGACCUCGUUCAUCGAUUGUCAGGGUCAUCUCAAAAUCAACUCAGUCGGCUGGAGCGAAGUUCCCCAAAGUUUGGCCCCGGAUGAGCCCUUUCUAUUAGGUGUUGUGGCCAAUCAGGUCGAGGUCAAGGCUCACCGCCCGGGACUCUCAAUUCAGAACCUGGAAUUGCCCAAGCCCAAAGUGAUAUGUUCGGCCGAAUCGGGUCAGGUGUAUGUGGCCUCGGCUUCUCAAAUUUGGCGUCUUCGCAUGGUGCCGGUUAGCACGCAAAUCCCCCAGCUACUCCGAGAAAAACAGUUCGAAUUGGCCAUCACCUUGUCCAAUAUCAGUGACGAGAACGUGGAAGAGCAGACUCGUCGUGUUCAGCAGAUUCAAACUCUAUACGCAUUCGACUUGUUUUGCGCCAAGAAGUUUGAAGAGUCUUUCGAGGUGUUUUACAAACUGAAUACGGAUGCCUCGCACGUGGUGGGCUUAUUUCACGAUCUAUUGCCCCAAGAGUUUCGGAACAGGCUCUCCUAUCCGGAUAAACUUCCAAUGCUCCAAGCCCGCGAUUACGAGAGUGGUGUAAAGGCUUUGAUUGAAUAUCUCACCAAGGUUCGACACCACCUGAAUGGAUUGGCCGUAAAAGGCAUCAGCCCACUGCCCAUUAAGGAGAAAGUGGUCACGAUUUCGUCCAAACGUCAAAUGUUGCAAAUCAUCGACACCACGCUCGUCAAGUGCUAUUUAAAGACCAACAAUGGGUUGGUUCAAUCGUUGUUACGCUUGAGUGAGAAUCAGUGUCAUUUGGAGGAGACUGAGCGUAUCUUAUAUAAGUCCAAUAAGUACGACGACUUGGUGAUACUGUACAGGACUCGUGGCCUACACAGGAAGGCACUGGCCCUUUUAAAAGAGCACAGCCAAGACCGAAAUUCUCCUCUUCAUGGACCUAAGCGAACAGUAGCUUAUCUCCAAGAUUUGGGACCCGAUCAUCUGCGGGUGAUCUUCGAAUACGCGACUUGGGUAUUGGAAGAAAACGAAGCUGACGGAUUGAGCAUUUUCACUGAGGAUCUGAGCGAGGUUGAGUCUCUUCCUCGCGGCAAUGUCCUGGACUUUUUGUCGAGGGUCAAACGUUCCACUGUCAUCCCCUAUUUGCGGCAUAUCAUCCUUGAGUGGAAAGAGAGCAACACAAUUUUUCAUAAUUCCCUCAUUCUCAACUACAAAGACCAGAUCAUGAGCGCUUGGAGUGAGAAGAACCUCCCUAGGGUGGAGCAACUCCGAAGCGAGCUCCAGGACUUUCUCCGCACUUCCAAGAACUACACAGGGGAAAUUGUGCUACCUGUAUUUCCCAAGAACUGCUUGGACGAGGAAAGAGCCAUUCUAUUGGGAUCAUUGAGCAAACACCGGGCUGCCUUGACCAUGUACCUCUAUCGAAUCAAAGACGUGGCCAAGGCCAAGGACUACUGUCAGAAAGCUUUCAUUCCGGGCAGCCAAGUAUACUCAGUUUUCAUCGAGUUGCUGCUCAGGCCUCCAGACACGACUCUACUCCGAGAAUUAUGUAUCGACCAGGACUCGCUGCAAUCCGUACCCCACGGCUUGGAACAUUGUCUCGAGGUACUCCAGAACCACGGGGACAAGGUGGAUUGUCCCACGGUACUCAGGGCCAUUCCCGAUCAUGUUCCUUUGGAAAGACUAGGCCGCUUCUUAAGCGCCAGUGUCGAGAUGCGGAUCUCCCACAAGCGCCACAAUCAGAUCCUUCAUGGUCUCACUCAUGCGGAUCAUUUGCAACUUCAGGAACGACGCGUGUUGAGCGAGUCCAACAUCCUGAUCGUGUCCGAUCAUGACGUCUGUCGAGUUUGUCACAAGCGGUUCAAGAAUCAAGGUGCCAUCGUACGAUUCCCAAGGGGCCAUGUGGUGCAUUAUUCUUGUCAAGAAAAAGGAGCACUUCUGUGAUAACCAUCUAUUCGUAUGCCUUAAAUGAUCAUGGACACUUGAUGGAUGUCUGAUUUCAGCCAACACCGCAACAAUAACUCUACUAAUUCAAGUGUAGUAAUGUGAUCUCUGUCUUCCACUGAUUAGAAGGACGAGACCAACCAAAUAUGAUUUGCCAUAUUGAAUAUAAACGUGGAUGAUCAACGCUCACAGGCUUUCUCAUUACUUAUUCACUCACCUGCUGGGUAUUUAAUUAUCUUUCAG